Megalobrama amblycephala (Wuchang bream) is the source of this 6459-nucleotide messenger RNA. Its product is annotated as interferon-induced very large GTPase 1-like. Gene Ontology annotation, molecular function: GTP binding. NCBI's taxonomy places the organism in Eukaryota, Metazoa, Chordata, Actinopteri, Cypriniformes, Xenocyprididae. The record is from RefSeq and is a predicted model, not a curated record. The transcript has a single exon. Bases 4 to 4740 code for a protein of 1578 amino acids.
AUCAUGGACUCUGUAACAACAGGAGUCUCUCCAGGUCAAUACCUACAAAAUGAAGAGCCUGAAAAACUGAAACAUCUUUUUCACAGACUUCAUCUUGAAGGCAAGCACUACAAUAAACUGAGAACUGCAGAUGUUCUUCAGAUAACUGAACACUCAGUACAUUCCCAUGAGUCUUGUGCUGAGGAGUGGCUUGUUCAGACUUUUCUUCAAAAACUAUUGAUGAUGAACUACAGAGCCAGAUACAUUAAAGUUACAUAUAAAAAUGAACAGGAUCAGAUACAACAAAAACACAGUGAAUCAGCUGAAGACGACAGUGAUAUUUUUGAUGAAAUUUUUGAAAACAAAGCUUUCUCUAUCAAAGGAACAAGUCAUUCUGAGCGAAUCCACCCGAUGGAUGUUCAGAUGGCCGUGUUUCAUUGUGCUGAUGGUUUCCUGAAGCAGCUGAUGGUCACUAAACUGUCCCAGUGUCAGUACGCUCUGCCUCUGCUUGUUCCUGAUCCAUUCACACAACAGAUUGAGUUUCCUCUCUGGACAUUCAGACAAAUCCACAAGAGCUGGAAGAUCAGAAACACCAACAAUGAGAUCAUCAGUCAAACCCAGACGAUCUACAAGGCAGAAACUCCAUUGGUGUUUUUCUUCAGGUUUGGCUCUGCGUCUUCUUCCAAAUCUGAGCUGAUGAACAGUGUGAUCAAUGAGAGACACAACACGUUCUUCCACAGGAACUGUCCAGGCAGCAGCAGAACCAGAGUCCUGAUGGAUGGAGUGGUGGAGAUCGCCUGGUUCUGCCCCUCUGGGAAAGACACAGAUAAAUUCAGUGAGUGUGUUUCGUUCUGUAAUCUACAUGGUGAUGCAGGAGACCAUGAGAAACAGCUGCAGAUCCUCACUGAAAUGAGCUCAGUCAAUGUUGUUCUUCUACCCAGACUUCAGAGGAAUGACAAAAGUAUGAUAAAAAUUACACAACUCUACAAGACCUCAAAACCACUCAUUUGUCUUCUUACUGAGGAUGAUUUAACCAUUGUUAAGACAAAGAAAGGGAAAUUCAGCAUCGGCCUGAAAGACAGAAAUCAGUCAGAUGUUUCUGAAGAUCUCAGAAGAGCCAUAAAUGAUUGUCUCUCAGAAUCAUCUUCCACUUUCAGACUUGAAGAUGUGUCCAAACACUCAGACAUCAGAGUAGAUGAGGAAAAUGAUGAAGACUGCAGGAGAGGAAGAGCAGCAGCACAGCAGAUGAUGAGUUUACUGAAGAAGAAAGAUCUGACAGAAAUCAAAGAAUCAGUUCUGCCUCAUCAGGGGAAACUGUGGCAUCAGUGGAGUCAGAAGAACAAAGAACUACAUCGACCUCAAGGAGAUGAGAUAGAAAAGAAAAUUAGUGAAAAACAGACAGAAAUGAAAACAAUCCGCCAACAGCAGCAUGAAUCUGACAUCAGUGAGUUCAUGAAGGUCUUUAUUAAACAAAUUAACUCGCAUGCUGCCACAAAGAUGUUUUUUCUCAAAUGGCUCAGAAUCCUCCUGGAUGAACAUACAUCAGCUGAUCUUUCUGCUCUACAUCACAAGUAUAAUGAAAAGUGGUCAACAGUCUUAAAACUGAAAGAGAAUCAUGAUGAAUCUGAGCAACUCAAAGCUGAACAAACUGAACUUGAGAGAAUAUCUGAGGAUCUUCAAGCAGCAUCCUUUGGUCUGGAGCACAUCAUGAGGGAGAUCGGUCAGAUCUAUGAAUCAUGUUCAUCUGUGAAGAAGAACAAGAAAGACCUGCAGGUUCACUUCUCUUCUCUCCCGAGUCUUGCAGCAGAGAUGAUGAUCUCUGGAUUUCCACUGGAGCUGAUGGAUGGAGAUGCUGCUCAUGUUCCUCUGAUCUGGAUCUCUGCUGUUCUAGAUCAACUCAUCCAGAAACUGGGAGACCAGAGACUCUUUGUGCUGUCAGUUUUAGGGAUUCAGAGCUCUGGGAAAUCCACCAUGCUGAAUGCCAUGUUUGGACUCGAGUUUGCCGUCAGUGCUGGCAGGUGCACCAGAGGAGCUUUCAUGCAGCUGGUCAGAGUGUCAGACGAGAUGAAAACACAGAUGAACUUUGAAUAUAUUCUGGUUGUUGAUACUGAAGGUCUUCAUGCUCUAGAACUGGCUGGAAGAUCAACAAGACAUCAUGACAAUGAAUUGGCCACAUUUGUUGUUGGUCUUGGAAACCUGACAUUGAUCAACAUCUUUGGAGAAAACCCUUCUGAGAUGCAGGACGUUCUUCAGAUUGCUGUUCAGGCCUUCCUGAGGAUGAAGAAGGUCAGACUGAAUCCCAGCUGUGUGUUUGUGCAUCAGAACGUUUCAGACGUCACAGCUGGAGAGAGAAACAUGGAGGGAAGGAGACGACUGCAGGAUAAACUGGAUGAGAUGACAAAACUCGCUGCUGAAGAGGAAGACUGUGAUGCAGAAUGUUUCAGUGAUGUCAUUAGAUUUGAUGUUCAGAAAGAUGUGAAGUAUUUUGCACAGCUCUGGGAGGGAAACCCACCGAUGGCUCCACCAAACCCAAACUACUGUGAUAAUAUUCAAGAACUGAAGAAAACUAUUAUGUAUCAUGCCUCAAAAUCAGAUGAAAUCAUGGUGACACACUUAAAAGAUCGUAUUAAAGAUCUCUGGGAGGCUUUACUGAAUGAAGGAUUUGUCUUCAGCUUCAGAAAUUCUCUGGAGAUUUCAGCUUACAGGAAACUGGAGACCGAAUACAGCAAGUGGUCCUGGAGUCUUUGUAGUGCCAUGAUGGAAACUGAGAACAAACUACUCAACAAAAUAGAGAAUGAAGUGAUUCAUAAGGUUGAGGAAACCGAUCUUCAAAGAGAACUGAAGAAGUCAAGUAAAGAAGUGGAAAAAUCAAUGUCAGAAUUCCUUGAGAAAGACAUUGAUAAAUAUAUACUGAUUCAGUGGAAAACAUCAUUUGAAAUUAAAAUCAAAGAGCUUCGUGAAAAUAUUGUAAAAGAAACAAAUAAUAAAUUAAAUGAGAUUCUUCAGCAGCGAGACCUGAAGAAAAAAUUUGAUGCUCAGAGGACAAAUCAUGAAAACACUCUCUAUGAAAAGAGCAAAGAACUCGCCUUAAAACUCAGAGACAAAAAAAAUGAUGAAGAAACACUGAAGAAAGAGUUUGAUUUGUUUUGGAAACAGAGUGUGAAGAAGAUCAUCAGAGACACUCCUGCAAUCAGAGACAUUGAUGUAAUGAGAGAUGUGAGAGAGAUCCUCAGUGAAAUUGUUCCUGUAGAUCACUGCAUGAGGAGCAGAGAUAUAUUCACUGUGUCAAGUUAUUCAGAUUAUAUACAGUUAAAGAAAUCUAGUGGAAUUACAUCAGCUAUUAAAAAUGCUUACAAGUCAGUUAAAGAAAUAUUUUUUUACAUUCUAUCAAGAGAGGAUGAAGCCCAAAUCAGAUCAUUAGUCACAGAUGUUGGUCAGCAGACAGACAGAAUGAUUCAGUCAUUUAACAUCUCAAAGAUGGGCUACAACAUCAGCUGCAUUCAACAACUCACAGAUUACAUCAAGAAGAGAGUAACAGAACACCAGGAAGAGCGAGUGAAAUAUGAGUUCAAGAAUGAAUUCCUCACAGAUUUGGUUCUUUCCAUCUGUAAGAGAGCAAACAAGAUGAUCACUGACCAACACAGACUCUUCAGAGAAGCCAAUGAUCCUGUAAUAUAUAUUGAGAAGAAGAGGGAACAGUACUAUAGUAUUUUCCAGAAAUACUGUCAUGGAGAAACAUCAGCUGCUGUUUUUGGUGCGAUCAUCUGUCAGAAACUGAAAGAGUCCAUUGAGCAGAGUGUCUACAAGAAGAUCGCCAGAGAUUUAGCGAAUGAAAUGAGAUCAAACUGUGAAUCACUGAAUGGAAACAGAUCAAAUCUGGAGAAACACAUCCUGAAGACACUGGCAGAAGAGGAGGAUUUUGACAAAUACAUGGACUACAUUCAUAAUCCCAGAGAUCACUUCAAGAGUUUCAUCAGAGAUGAAGUCAGUCGGUACAUCACUGAUAAGUUCAGUGUCAGUGUUUUACCCAAGAUGAAGGAGAACAUUGAACUCCUGCAGCAGAAGAUCAUGAAAGCAGCACAUGAAUCUACUGAACAUGUUCAAGUGAACAGAGGAGAUGUGUAUUUGUGGUUGAAAAUUUUCACACAACAGAUCUCAGAUGAGCUGAUCUUCUCUGAAAAACACCUCAGUGGAGUGAAACAUGAUGGUCUUAUUAUGAUACUCGUAGAAGAAGUGAUAAAAAAGGGACUUCCUGCUAUAAUGUCACAUAUCAGCGAAGAGUUCAAAGAAGGCAAAGGCAAAUUUUAUGAAAAAUUGGACUUCAGGUUCAGACCAGAUGAGCUUCUGAUUGAUCUCUUCAAUCAGUGCUGUUGGGUUCAGUGUCCAUUAUGUGGAGCCAUCUGCACCAACACCAUAGAGAACCAUCCUGGAGAUCACAGUGUUGCUUUCCACAGAGUGAGAGGAAUUAAUGGGCAGUUUUACAGAGGAACAAGAAACUUGGCUAUUAGAAUCUGCACAUCAGCAGUAGCAAGUGAUCAAUAUUUUUACCCUAAUGACAGUAGAGCAGGAAGAGGAUAUGCAGACUGGAGCAUCACUCCUGAUCUCUCUGAACUGCCCUACUGGAAGUGGUUUGUGUGCAGAUUCCAGGAAGAUCUGGAAAAACACUACAGUAAAACAUUUGAGCAGAGUGGUGAGAUCCCAAACGAAUGGAGAGAAUUCUCAAAACAUGAAGCUAUUGAGAGUUUGGAUAGAUACAUGUAAUGCAGUGGAUAAAGAAUCAGACAUUUUGUCUCCUUUCAGAUUCAGAUCACAGUCAGAAUUGGGUUUCUCUUACACAUCAGUGAGACUGAAUGCAAUUUCAAUUUGAAAAAAAAAAAAAUAUAUAUAUAUAUAUAUAUAUAUAUAGAGAGAGAGAGAGAGAGAAAAAUAAGCUUGAAAAAUAAAGUUUUGAAUUAGAAUUUUCUAAAUGUGAAUUCUAAACAAAUAUAUUCAAGAUUUUUUUUAAACGUUUAUCAAAACUAUUUUGUUAUUGUGCUGUAUUUCUAUGUUUAAAGAGCAGACUUUCUGUUCUUCAUUUUUAUUGGUGAAAAUGUAUGUAGAUAUUCAGCUUAAUUAAUGAGUUGUUUAAUGAGUUUAAUAAAUAGAUAUUAUCCAUGUAACAAUUUUAUUAGUAAAUUUAAAGAAGGGUUUUCGUCACUAUGCAGUUUUUGUAGAAGUAUUUUGAAGAAACUGAAACAAUUGUACACUUAUUUUUCAAUUGUAAUUAUACAAAAUUAUUUUGGUCCCAAGUUUCUAUUUUACUUUUUUCUAUUUUCCACUGAUUUGAAGAUUUUUUAUGACUCUCUAACAUCAAUACAGAACAAUCGAAAAGCUGUUAAGACAUCUAAACUGUUGAAAAGAAUAUUUAAUGUAAUAGAAACAUGAUUGAUUUGUGAUAUAAGAUACAGAAUUUUGAUUUGUUUUAUAUAUUCAAAUGUCUUUGUAUUCCCCUACUGUUGUUUCAAUAAAAAAAAAAAAAUAAAUAAAAAAAAAAACAUUGGUCCGACGGCGACGUCGUGUCCCCGGCCAAAAAUAGUCGCGGUAGGACGGCAUAAAUCGGUAAAAAUAUGUAACACAGAACAUUUCCUAAAAAUGCAUUCAGAUAUGUUUGUACAUGUCUAUAGUUCAAUGGGGUUGCAUGUAUAAUUGUUACUUUGACUUUUAGCUGAGUGUAGUUCAAUAUAUACCCUGUUGUAAAUCGGUUGUGAGAGGACGUCACUAGGUGACGUCUUUUACACGUGUAUUACACGUCCAUCAUGACCCUCUGUUUUCAGAAAUUAUACUGUAUAAACAAUUCCCUUUCCUGAACCUGUUAACACACCUAUUGGUGAAAUAUGUUUUACUGGAAAAAAAAGGAAGAAAUUAUCAAAUAAGAACUUUAUUCCUUGAGAACACUGUCCAAACAAAAUAAAUGAAAUAACUUUUAAAUUGCUCCAUAAUAUUUAUUUACCCUGUCAAACAUUUUUUUAAGAAAAAAUUUGGAUCAGAUUUUGACACUAAAUGCUCCUUUUGUCAGAAUGAUACUGAAACACUUCUUCAUUUGUUUUGUAACUAUACUUUUCAGCUCUGGAAAGAUGUAAGUUCUUUUAUUUCAAGUACUAUCUUACAGGGUUUUUCAAUAAAUCCUAAAUCUGUUAUUUUUGGUUUCUUUACAGCAUAUUCAAAUGCCUGCUUUAUAAUAAACCUAAUUCUCUUUCUAUGUAGAUUUUAUAUUCAUAAAUGUAAAUUUUCAAAUUGUAAACCUAUUUUUCUAGUAUUCUUUCAAGAGAUGAAACAUUACUUACUCACAAUUUCCUCUCACUUAACAAAAAAGCUCUUAAAACAUGUACAGUUUGCAUGGCCUACAAACUCUUUACUGUAUUUAAUGUAUAAUUUGUAUUAAUUUGUGUGAUGCCCUCUUAUUUCUUUUUUUGUUAUGGUCUUUAAAGCUUUGAAUUAUGG